AAAUAAUACGUCACGGAAAACGGGAAAACACUAACAACAUUCCUCGCGUGCUAGCUCGGCGAAAUCCACCCUCCCGCAGCCCGUGAAUGCUGCCUGGCGGUUUAUGGGAAGAAGGUGCAUCUGCCAGGGAUCAGGUUUCAUCAAGGGGGGCCCGAUUGGCCGAACCUGCCUCUAAAAAUACACCAUGGCAGAUAUAACUCUGCGUCUCAUUUGGUACAAACUCGGGGAGAGCUCAAGCAAGAUGGCGGAAGCGGCAGCAACUUGGUACUCCAAGCUCCGAUGGGAAGAUCAUUUCUUGGAUAUUUUGUUGAUAGGCUGGUUUUGUUGGUGUUCAGUGAUUGUCAUUGUCAUCAACUCGUUCGUAUCUUUCGUGGGUCCUCUGCAACGUCGUCUGCCGUCGGAGACACUGCGCGUGAAGGAAGCCGGUGCUAAACCCGCCCUACCCAAGGGCCCCGGUAUUGAGACCUGUCAAUGGUUUAACACUGCACUAAACUGGUUCUAUCUACACUAUUACCAUUCUGCGGACUUCUUGGACGAAUGGAUUAAGUCACUCAAUGAACAGAUGACCAAACUAGGGGGUCCUGUGCAGACAAAGUUUGAGAGGAUCCAGGCUGGGAGUCUGCCGCCCAAGUUCGGAGAAAUCUCCUGCGAGGCCACACCAGAAGACAAGUUUGUCAUCCAUGUCCGUGUGGAUUCCAAGGAUCUGGCGUUUGUCAUCUUCUGCUCUCAACAAACUCAUGAAGGGGUCAAACUCACCAACUGCACCGCCACUGUCUUCCGGCUCCGAGGAACGCUGCUGGUUCAAUCGUUCAAGGAUGCGGGAGAGGUGAAGGUCAACGUUGCAUUUGACGGGCGUCCCGACAUCAAGGUCAAUGUCAAACCAACCAACCCAUAUCAGGACGAUGACGAUCCGUCGGACAUGGUGGACAUCGGCGUGGUGGAGGAGCUCGUGCGUCAGGCAAUCUGUAUGACCACCACCACAUUCACCAUCACCCACCUCCUCGCCCCGGACACCCGGGGACAGUCCAAGCGCCACUCCGACCACGACCGCGGCUCGGGACAAGGUCAAGUGCCCAACAUGAGCCAAGGCUACUCCCAGAUGCCUCAGAUGAACGAGGGCAACUUUGAGCGCCGUAUGCCCCAGACACACGGUGGUGCACCCAUGCAGAGCAUGCACGUGCAGAGCACGCAGCUGCAGAGCUCCCCGAAGCGCCAUGCCGCGCCCCAGCCCCCCGUCUCUGCUGUGCACUCUCCCCCCAAGUCAGAGGCUCUUUUCGUGCCCAUCGAGGCAAGCCAGUACCAAAGUGCUUUUCAGACCCCCGUGUCGCAGGCCACGGACGUGCCGCCCAAACCUCCACGCUCCACUGCUGACAAGCGCCUCCUGGUCAAGGUCAUCAAGGCCAACGGAGUCGGCGCCAAGGAAAUCGGUGGUUUAAAUUUUCUAGGUUCAGUGAACCCUGUUGUGUUGCUGCUGAUGGACGACCCAAUCCAGAACCACUCCACCAGCGUCGUCAGGAACGCCAGCAACCCCUUCUGGGACGAGAGCUUUCUCUUUGACGUCACGCAGCACAGCAACGAGCUUCGCUUCGAGGUGUUUGACAAGACCAAGCAGCCUGGAGAGGACUUCCUGGGGGAGACGACUGUGUACAUGAGCGACCUCCGCCUGACCCCCAGCAGUCGCCAGAUCCUCGCCCUGCAGAGUCGCCCCGGCAACUUGGACUCCAUCAGUGGCUCCCUCACAGUGGAGUUUCUGUUCAUGGAUUCGGCGGAGGCAGAGAUGAUGAUGGGGAUGUCGUCCGCUCCCAAUAGCCAGGUGUCCCCCAAACGCCGCAUCGAGACGGAGCGCACCAUCACCCCAGGUGGUACUGUCAUCACUACCACAACCACGACCACACAUCGACCUCAGUUCGGCCCGCCCCAACCAGGGCCAGAUGGACACACCCCCAGCCUGGUGGAGAAGCAUCAUCACUCUAACCCGGACCUCGACUCGUCGUCCACCCUCAGCGCCGACUCCCCGUACUUCCCCGGGGACCAGUCAUUGUCAGCAUCUGCGUCAUCAGAGUUGAUUGUAAUUAAUGGAGUGGAGUCCGUGACAGAGGCAGCCAUCAGGGAAUUGAAGGAUCAGUCGCGGAGGCCUCGCACUCCAACCAAAACUAGCACGCUUAUAAUAACCGGCGUCAAGCGGGAGCCGGUAGUCCCUGUCAUCAAGACUAUAGAGAGUUCUCCCACAGAGGAGGGGGGUGACAUCGCCGUCACCAACGCUGCCCCGGACAAGGCUGUAGAGAAAGAAAAGAAGAAAAGUUCGUUUGGGGAAGCGAUAAGGAAGCGUUUUGGUCGCAAGAAGCGAUCGCAAAGUGCUGAUCGAGCUGCGACCAGUUUGAAAGAAGGCGCAAACUAUCUCCGCCCCCCAGAGCAAACUUACGGCCCUCAAUCUAAAGAUGAUAUGGAACUCGUGCGGUCCCAGGACCCCGCAAAAUCACCCAACUUGAAGAAGUCCCGCUCACUAGGAGGUAGCUUAAAGAAACUUUUCCGGCGCAGCAGAAAAAGGUCAAAGUCUCGUGGAGAGUCAUCACGUGAUAGCUCUUUUUCAAGGUCAUCUGAUCGCCGAGCAGGCUCUCAAAAUCCUUCCAGGGAUAGUUCGUUAAACAGACAUUCAGCGCAUCAAAGGGCCGCCUCUACUUCCUGAAGCCACACCCCCUCCAAAUCUAAUUUUAAUAUUAAUAUAUUUUGUACAAAAAAACCUGAAUUAAUGCUAAGCACAAAUUGGCUGCAUGACCUUUCAAGGAUGCUGUUACAAGUUUUCAACAGCCUUGACCUUAGAGGUUCAAGGUCAUAUUUCAUUGACCUUUUGUUAUAAUGUCAAAAGUAAUAUUUUCAAGGUGAUCCUUGCUUGUCUUUUUCGACCUUGAAUGGCCUUGUGAUAUUCCCAAUGACCUCAUUCUAUCAAAAUGCUCAAACGACCUUUAAGGUCAGAUGCAUACUAUCUGGUCAUGUGUUUAUGGAAAUUAAUAUCAUGUCACGUAAUAGUGUUUCUGAUAGGUCAUGUGCCACUUAAUGCUGUUUCUGAUUGGUCAUUUGCCAGAAAGACUCUUGUAGAUGUGUGGAAAUAAUAUGUACAGACUGUCUUGUGUAGUAUGUGCAUUUCAUAUAGCUUUAUGAUUCCAGUUUUACUGCUCUCACAAUCAGUUGCAGCCGUAUUUGCGUAAAAACCCUGGGUAGGAAGUCUUACCUCUGAAACACUUGCUUCUUCCUUCCUAGCUGAGCUGAAACAUGAAACAUGGACAGACAUGUCAAGCUUUGUGUCGCCGUCAAACCUGAAUAUUGUGAUCAGAGACAGUUAUGGAUGCCUUUCGGUCAUGUCUAUUUUACCCAAAUCAAGAAAAUGGAGACCUCUCAGUAAAGUGCUACGCAACUAGUUCAAUUGGGUCGAUGCUACAUUCUCUCACAGAUGUGGAUCAGGAGUGUCUUGACAAGUUACAGGCGUGUGUUAGUAGAACUGAGUAGGUUUCCUGAUAACUAGUUACAGACGUGUGUUAGUAGAACUGAGUAGAUUUCCUGAUAACUAGUUACAGACUUGUGUUAGUAGAACUGAGCAGAUUUCCUGACAACUAGUUACAGGCAUGUGUUAGUAGAACUGAGUAGGUUUCCUGACAACUAGUUACAGACGUGUGUCACUAGAUGGGAGUAGGUUUCCUGAUAACUAGUUAUAAAUGUGUGUCAGUAGAUCGGAGUAGGUUGCCUGAUAACUAGUUACAGACGUGUGUCACUGGAUCGGAGUAGGUUGCCUGACAACUAGUUACAGACGUGUGUCACUAGAUCGGAGUAGGUUUCCUGACAACUAGUUACAGACGUGUGUCACUGGAUCGGAGUAGGUUUCCUGACAACUAGUUACAGACGUGUGUCACUAGAUCGGAGUAGGUGUCCUAACAAAUAGUUUCAGACGUGUGUCAGUAGAUCGGAGUAGGUUUCCUGACAACUAGUCAUUGACAUUUCGGAGCACAAGUGAUACGAUUGGUAAUUCUAAUUACUAAGGGAACUAGACACUGUUUUUAGGCUUUUACACUUUUCUACAUUUGCCCCCAGUUUUGAAACAUACUGGUCAUAGAACACCAUGGCAGGGGAGCUUGGACCAGGAGUCCUGGCAUGUUCUGUUAGAACUCACUCACUCACUCACUCACAAUAUUCAAGUUUUGGGGUAUUGAUUCUUACAGCUUUGAGUUGAAAGUCUUCGUCUUCGUCCCUCAUGUCGCACUCUCUGUAGUGUUGUCCAUGUUGCCAUAGUGUAGCUGUAGCUGUAGCUGUAGCUGUGUCAUCAUCUCAUUGUGCUGACAGUCUCACUACAGUGCUGUGUAGUACAGGAUCUAUGUUAUCCUUCUUCAGAACUAUGGUGUCAGUUAAUGUACUUUAUGGCAAAAUGAUAUCAUUUGCAAGAACACUGUUAUUUAGUUGAAUGCUUCAUGCGACGGUCACAAUGACUCAUCUUGCAACAUAAUAACAAUGUCAGGGACAGUAGCAACCAUGUUACUGUCAGUAAUAACAUUGUUAUUUCCUGCAAGAGCUAUGGUAUUGUCAGUAAUAACAUUGUUAUUUCCUGCAAGAGGCAUGUCAUUGUCAGUAAUAAUGUUAUUUCCUGCAAGAGCUAUGGUAUUGUCAGUAAUAACAUUGUUAUUUCCUGCAAGAGGCAUGUCAUUGUCAGUAAUAAUGUUAUUUCCUGCAAGAGCUAUGGUAUUGUCAGUAAUAAUGUUAUUUCCUGCAAGAGGCAUGUUAUUGUCAGUCAUAAUGUUAUUUCCUGCAAGAGGCAUGUUAUUGUCAGUAAUAACAUUGUUAUUUCCUGCAAGAGGCAAGUUAUUGUCAGUAAUAACAUUGUUAUUUCCUGCAAGAGGCAUGUUAUUGUCAGUAAUAACAUUGUUAUUUCCUGCAAGAGGCAUGUUAUUGUCAGUAAUAACAUUGUUAUUUCCUGCAAGAGGCAAGUUAUUGUCAGUCAUAAUGUUAUUUCCUGCAAGAGCGAUGUCAUUGUCAGUAGUAACACUGUUAUUUUCUGCAAGAGCUGUGUUAUUUAGGCAGGGGUAAGCGCCACCUGGUGUGAUGUGAUAGAAGGCUGGCUGUAGUCAGCCUGUGUUUGAGGCUGUGUGGAACCCUUGAGCGCUGUACAUGACCCUGGAAGGUAUAUGGUAGGCUUUAGACUCCUUCUUAGUAAACCGUUACGCAUGAUGCCAGUAUUGAAGAAAUUCUAGUCCGUCACAAUCAGCAUCUUAAACCUCACAAGAAAAAGGAAAUUGAAAAUUUGACGAUUGUGCGAGGUACUAUGAACUGGGUGAUUUUGUGGCCGAAGUUGGACAUGUGUUGGCCCCCUGUUAGCCUCUUCCUUCCUACAUUCGAUCCCAAAAGUCACCAUUCAUAGCGUGUCGUCGUCUUUCUCGUGACAGUCUGGAACAAGAGAACAGAGUUCAAUUCUUGUUGAAAAUUGAAAAUGUUUGACAUGCUAGAAGAUCAAAUUUGAAGAUGUUUCAUGUCUUGGUAUUCUACCAACUUCUUAAUGCCAACCAAAGACUUCUGCGUGCAAUUUGUUUACAAAAGUUUGAAUCGUUCAAUUUUCCUUUUUUCUGUAUCAAUAUCUUGGCAUUUGAUUAUGUGUGGUACUGAUUUGAAGAUAUAAGACUGAGGAAGCUGUACGAGUGUGAGAUGAAUGGCUGUCUGACGAUCCUCCAUUGAUGUUAGGGAUCUACCCACGAUUUGACCAUUGUGUUCAAAUGCUCAAUUUUGAUUUUUACGCUUUUUGGAAUUGUGCACUUCUCUGUGUUGUUUUUUUAUUCUUUUUUUAAAAUAUAGAAUAGCACUAAAACCAAGCAUGUUUUCUCACCAUCUGAUUUCCCGGAGAUAAACUGUAGAGACUGAUGAGGCUGAAAAGAAACUGGUUGGGGUUGUCUGAGAAUACAGAGCUUCAGCAGCUGGGACAUCGUCAUUCUGUUUCCAUGGUUACCUUGCUGUUUCCAUGGCGAUCAUUUUGUAUGAUGUUUUUAAGACAUCGUAUUCAGUUUUGAAGGAAAUAGGAAUGUGAGAAAAGUGCUUGUUAGCUCUUUUUUAUGAAUUUUACUUUACUUUUGAAUGUUGUGUGAGAUGGGAGUAGCUGGUGAUCAGUGAGGAAUACACAGGGGAACUGUGAGACGUACGUACAUGAGACAGGGAAGGGCAAACUAGUACCUGCUUCUCAAAUGAAAGAGAAGACCCCAUUAUGAGGUCGUAUGUACCCCAUUACGAGGUCGUAUGUACCACAUUAUGGGGUCACAUGUAAUCCAUUACGAGGUCCCACGUACCCCAUUACGAGGUCACAUGUAAUCCAUUACGAGGUCACGUUUACCCCAUUACGAGGUCACAUGUACCCCAUUUUGAGGUCACGUGUACCCCAUUACGAGGUCACAUGUAAUCCAUUAUGAGGUCACACGUACCCCUAACGAGGUCACAUGUACCCCAUUUUGAGGUCACGUGUACCCAAUUACGAGGUCACGCGUACCCCAUUACAAGUUCGCAAUGUACCCCAUUUUGAGGUCACGUGUACCCCAUUACGAGGUCACAUGUACCCCAUUUCAAGGUCAUGUGAUAAACGUUAUCUUUUGUUGUUUUGGAAAGUUAAGAGUUAAAUGUAUCACUAUGUAAAGUUUUGAAGAAAAAUGAUAAAAAAUCAUAAGUAAGCAAUUUAGAAAAUGACAAUAUUUACACAAUAAGUUGAUGCUUUCAUUCCAUCAAGGGAGACAACUGGAAGUGAACUGUAGCGAAAGGCUCGGGAAAACAUCGUCCUCAUUAUCAUCUGGCUGUCUUGUCCAUAUACUACUGGUUAUUGAAAUCAAUUCAAAACUCCAAAAUCUGUCAAAAAAUACAUAAAUUAUUUAAUUUUAUUUUGAAAAUUUUUCUUGCAAAAUAUACAUAUUUUGGGACAGACAGCAAAAUUGUCAAUUUGAAUGGACCCCCAGUAUUACAAAGCCAAAAUACAAGUGCAAUAUAGACUUUUAACAUGACGGUGUGAUAUUUAUAUUUAUACAAGUGUAGUGUCUAGAUGGAAUGCUUAAUGUCAAGUUUGUACGGCUGUACUAGUGGCAGUGUGAUAUUAAUUAUUGUAGAUAGCUAUUUGGUACAAUAUUGUUAAAUGACUUUGUGACUUUUUUUGUAUUACUAAAGGGACGUGGACGUCUUGUGUGCACUGAGCAGUCCAUUUCUGCUUGACCCUGCUGCCUCUAACACUGUUUGCUGGGAGUGUUAUGUGAAAAUAUGUCAUAAAUGCUGUUAUGUUGAAGAAUAUGUUCAAAGGUGCAAUUUCAGUUUUGAUUGAAACUAUUUGAAAUUUCAAAUUUUGAAAUCUGAAAAUCUCCCUCUAUCAUAUUUGGAUUUUUAGGUGACCGUCUAUGAAAAUGUUGAUGAAUAAUAUUGCCACGUUUGGUUACAUUUCUUUCAAUAAAAGGGAUGUAACGUGUUUAUGUUUAAGAACUAACGGGCCUAGUGGUUAAAGCAUUUGCUCGUCACGCCAAAGACGUUCUGGAAUAAUUCUAAAAGCGGCGUAAAACCGUACUCACUCACUCACUAAAGAACUAACCUACCACUAGAUCCAUGGUAAUCAAUCUGUGAUCGCAAAGCUGAACUUGCUCCUCUGUGUUUGUUAAAUGCUGAACAUUUGAUGAAAAUUAAUCUAUGCAAGAGGACGUCAUCGUUUCCUUGGCAACACUGAAUAUUUUCUACACCAAUCAAACAGCAGCUGCCGAUUGUGUUUAACCUUCAUAGAUCAAAACUUCUUUCGUCGAAGUGUCACUCCUUUGUCAAAGACACUUCACAUUUUCGAAAGAAAUAUUUCUCCCUGUUACAAAAAAAUAGCAAAAUCCUCAUCGUCUGGCUUUUCAUGUUUUUCUGAUCGUGCCAGUGGUUGCCGCGGGUAGACAGUGGUUGCUGGGCAGAGCCAGCAGUGGCACUAGCUGGCCGGUACCGAAAGUUAGAGACAACUAGAUGCACCAGGUGCUGUAGUCUGGAUAAUCAAGAUAUCCACCUUAAUGAAGAUCUCAUGGGGAGUUGUGGAGAUCUAAGGGGAGCUUGUAGAGGUCUAAGGGAGAUCUAGGGGGAGACUGCAAAGAUCUAAGAUUGUAGAGAUCUUGGGGGAGAUUGCAAAGAUCUAGGAUUGUAGAGAUCUAGGUGGAGAUCUAGGGGAGAUUGUGGAGAUCUAGGGGAGAUUGUGGAGGCAAGGCAAUAUUCUGGAGAUGUUUGUGGGCACAUUGUGGAAGUGUUGGAAUCUCAACAGGUUCUCUAUGAUCACAUCGGAAUUCUGAAGUGAUCGUGUGUGGAUUCUGUUAAGGUCUGACGGGGAAUUCCAAUGUGUGUGAGAAUUCCGCGAUGUUUUGGAGAUCUGUAGGCAGUGUUACAUCAGUCUGACAACAGUGCACAUUAGAAUAAAACUGUCGAAAAACAA
Molecule: messenger RNA, 8446 nt
Organism: Haliotis rufescens (red abalone)
Lineage: Eukaryota; Metazoa; Mollusca; Gastropoda; Lepetellida; Haliotidae
Exons: 17
Coding region: 185-2686 (833 amino acids)
Source: RefSeq, a predicted model, not a curated record